Hibiscus syriacus is the source of this 1762-nucleotide messenger RNA. RefSeq names its product glucan endo-1,3-beta-glucosidase 14-like. Gene Ontology annotation, cellular component: plasma membrane. The record is from RefSeq and is a predicted model, not a curated record. Gene Ontology annotation, biological process: carbohydrate metabolic process. The transcript has 3 exons. Gene Ontology annotation, molecular function: hydrolase activity, hydrolyzing O-glycosyl compounds. The coding region runs from base 371 to 1543 and encodes 390 amino acids. Lineage: Eukaryota; Viridiplantae; Streptophyta; Magnoliopsida; Malvales; Malvaceae.
CACUCAAUAGUUAAAAGGAAAAGAGAAAAAAAAUCUGGCCUAAGCGCUUCUCCCUCGUCAAAAUCCCACAGAGAACAACCUCCCAAAGAGGGAGAGAAAAAGCUUUUGUUCUGCUCUAAAAUCACUUCACAGUUCACAAUCUUCCAUUCCCAGAGUUACCCAGAUUUUAGUUGAAGAAAGAAAAGAAGCUGAGGUCGUUAUGAGAGUAAAAUAACAAAGGCUUGCAGGGACAGUGAAGUAGAAAGGGAGACAAUCUUUACUGUGUUAUAGCAUGCCAGAGUUACGAGACGCAUUGCAUUGAAGGAAUUUCUUCCAUUUUCUUUUUGUCUUUCCCUUGUGAGGAUCGAUUCUAAUAAUAAUAAAAAAGGCAAUGAAAAGUUUUGGGGUUCAUCUGUUCUUCCUGAUCUUUCUUGCUGCAAUUGCAUCUGCGAGUGUGACUGUGCAAGCAUUCACCGGAACCUAUGGCAUUAACUAUGGAAGAAUUGCAAAUAACAUACUUUCACCCGAUGAAGUUGUCACACUUCUUAAGUCUGCAAAAAUAAAGAAUGUUCGCAUUUAUGAUUUCGAUCUCAAUGUCAUCAAAGCAUUUAGUGGGACGGGGCUGGAACUUGUGGUUGGACUCCCAAACGAAAAUCUGAGAGACGUGAGUGCCAAUGCUGAACAUGCUAUGAAUUGGGUCAAGGACAACGUGCAGGCAUAUCUUCCUGAUACGCAGAUUCGUGGGAUCGCUAUAGGGAAUGAAAUCUUAGGAGGGAGUGAUGAAUUUUCGGGAUUUCUUCUGGGCGCAGUUAAGAAUGUUUACAAUGCAUUAGAUAAGCUUAAAUUGAGUCAUGUAGUUCAGGUUACCACAGCACAUUCGCAAGCUGUUUUUGCUGAUUCCUUCCCUCCUUCAUCAUGUGUAUUCAAAGAUAAUGUUGUUCAGUACAUGAAGCCACUCUUGGAGUUUUUUUCGCAAAUCGGCUCACCAUUCUGUUUAAAUGCGUACCCGUUUCUAGCCUACAUGUAUAAUAAAGACCAAAUUGAUAUCAAUUAUGCUCUCUUCCUACCAACGGAAGGAGCAGAUGAUCCGAAAACUGAGUUGCAUUACGAUAACCUGCUUGAUGCUCAGAUUGAUGCAGCCUAUGCUGCCUUAGAAAAAGCCGGAUUUGGAAAGAUGGAAGUCAUCAUCACAGAGACUGGAUGGGCUUCACAUGGAGAUGAGACUGAAGCUGCGGCAAUAGCAAGUAAUGCAAGAACAUACAAUUACAAUUUGCGGAAGAGGCUUGCAAAGAUGAAAGGAACUCCAUUCAGGCCAAAAAAUGUGGUUAAGGCAUAUGUUUUUGCAAUCUUUAAUGAAAAUUUGAAGCCUGGGGCAACUUCUGAGAAGAAUUUCGGACUGUUUAAACCGGAUGGGAGCAUCUCGUAUGACAUUGGGUUUCAUGGAUAUAAAUCUUCAUCUGCAGAUUCAUCGCUGCCGUCUCUGAAGGAAAUUCGAGCUGCUGGUCGGUUCAUCUCCUACUCCAUAUUAUUAACAAUGGCUACUGCAUUAGUGCUUCUAUUCUGAAGAUGGUAAUUGAACAUUGAAUCUCUGUUGGGUCGCGUUCUGUUCUGCACUUGCAUUUACAUUUGAUGCUAAACCCGAACCCGGAGAUUCUAUAGUUUUUAUAUAAGAACUUCAGAGAAGAAUCCAAUACACCUGAUUUUUGUACCUUUAGAAAACACAUGAUGGGAAGUUGCUGAUUACUUCACAAAUAUCAGAAAAAAUGCAUAUAUCUUGUACCUC